AUGACUCAUGUCUCAUUGCCUCCAGAGCUGUUACUGUACUGUGUACCAGGCAGCAAUGAUUCAUGUAUUGCGGUACGGAAAGGUUUGUGGACAGAUUUUGCUCUCUAUUUGGUGUUUGUUUCAGGCAUGCUGGUUACCAUUUUAGGGAACUCUCUUGUCAUUGUGUCCAUAUGUCAUUUCAAACAGUUGCAUAGUCCUACCAAUGUUUUCAUUUUAUCUCUUGCUCUGGUUGAUCUGCUAGUGGGUGUUAUUGUGAUGCCCUUCAGUGCCACCCGGACUGUUACUGGCUGCUGGUUCUAUGGUGAUACAUUCUGUCAUCUGCAUGUCAGUUUUGAGUGGUUUCUCACCACACUUUCUAUCUUCCACCUAAUUUGCAUUGCUGUCGACAGACAUCAAGCAAUAUGUAAUCCUCUGCAUUACUCAAGAAAAAUCACAGUGUCAGUGGCUGUGAUGAUGGUGUGUGCCUGCUGGUCACUGGCUGCUGUCUAUGCUUAUGGAGUCCUUUAUUCAAAGGCCAAUGAGGCAGGCCUAGAAGAUUUAAUGGCAUCAAUAAUGUGCCUUGGUGGUUGUUUUGUUUACUCGAACCCACUUUGGGCAAUGUUGAGCAGUGCUUUGUGCUUUUUCUUUCCCUGCACUGUAAUGGUUUGUCUUUACACUAAAAUAUUUAUUGUGGCUAAAACGCAUGUAAGAAAGAUUGGAGAUAAGAACCAAAGUUCAAAUGACAGAGGGAGAGGUGGCGUGAUUAAGCAGUCUGAAUGCAAGGCUGCAAAGACUCUCAGUGUUGUGCUUGGAGUAUUCAUCUUCUGUUGGAUGCCGUUGUUUAUGCAAGCAAUAAUUGAUCCCGUCACCGGCUUCAGAAUACCUGUUCUGCUCUUGGAAGUAUUAGUUUGGUUGGGUUACUUCAAUUCAGCCUGUAACCCCAUUAUUUAUGCCUUGUUUUAUCCCUCCUUCAAAAAGUGUUUUCAUUGCAUAAUCACUCUGAAAAUAUUCAGCCCAAAUUCUUCAACUAUGAAUCUAUCUCUUAAAUGA
Molecule: messenger RNA, 1029 nt
Organism: Acanthopagrus latus (yellowfin seabream)
Lineage: Eukaryota; Metazoa; Chordata; Actinopteri; Spariformes; Sparidae
Product: trace amine-associated receptor 13c-like
Exons: 1
Coding region: 1-1029 (342 amino acids)
Biological process (GO): adenylate cyclase-activating adrenergic receptor signaling pathway
Cellular component (GO): membrane
Molecular function (GO): trace-amine receptor activity
Source: RefSeq, a predicted model, not a curated record